GUAAGGAAGGAACCUUAAUAGAUGCUACCAAACUCCUAGACUGAUUUUUGGGUUUAUGUUUUGGUCCCUAGAUGGCCGCUGCCGCAGGACGGCGCGACAACGACGACGAUGGGAGGAAUGACAUUCAAGAACUGGCACGGGUCAUUCGACAGUCGCAGCGAGAGCCCUACCCUAAGAUUGAUGUUCCGUUGUUCGGCGGGAAUCAUGCCUCUUCUUGGGCAGAUAAGUUCAAGCAAUUGGGGUAUAGCAACGAAUGGACAAAUGAGAAGAUGCUUCGCAUGGUUAAAAGAUACUGUCAGGUGGGGUACCGGGACGAGAUCGAUGAGAUGGUGCGAAUCUCUCAUGAUUGGUCAGAUUUUAAGGCGCGGUGGUUGGAGAAGUAUCAGCUCAGCGAUCGGUUGCUCGACCUGCAGGAUUUGAGGGCGGUGGAUCGUAAAAAGUUUGGUGCAACCAAACAAUUCUUGUCGGAGUUUGAGCGUGUGGCUCGCCUAAUCCCGGAUUUGUCCAACAAAGAUCGCUGCCUCAUCUUCCUUGAUAACUUCAACGACGUCGAACAGUCGAAAUUGGUUGAAGGGAUGCAAGGGAGGUAUGACUGGACUAAGGUCCGACAGAAUACGCUGGUGGGGAAGUUCGACGAUAUGCUCUACCGGCUUUUGAGGCGGCAAAAGGAGGAGCGAAAAAAGGUGAAGCUGGGAGAAGUAAAGGACGGUGAAAUUUACAAAACUUUGACUUGCAUGAGAGAAAUGAUGGAGGGCAUGAAGGAGGAAAGGCUGAAGUUUCAAGUCAUGUUGGCCAAAGAAAAAAAUAGUAAGAGGAAUGGGAAAGAGCCGGCGGAAGAAGAAAGCGACAGUGAGAGCGAGGAGGAAAAGGAGCCGCCUCGCAAGUUGACAAAGGCGGAGAGGAAGGUCUUGAAUCAAAUUCGAGGCGGACAGGGGACCUCCGAUAAACAGGGGAAGAAUAGUGGACAGAAUAAUCAAGGAGGGAAUGGCAAUGUUGGCGCUGGUUUGUCAGGACAAAGUUCCCAAGAUCAAGGGCAGUUUCAGCCGCAGGGUGGAAGAGGCCGCGGUCGAGGCUGUGGGAAUGGACAGCGAAGCCGUUGGGCAUGGCAGCAGGAAGCCACAUGUAACUAUUGCGCAGAAAAGGGCCAUAUUAUGCGGUUUUGCCAACUCCUUUCAAAAGAUGAGAAGGAAGGGAUAGUCUUCACCACUAUACGUGGUGAAAUCUUUGAUUACGAAGGGAAUUCGAUCGACCCCAACAUUGAAGGGGGUAUGAGGAAGGAGGCGUAUCGCCGAAUGGGUCGUCCGCUACCGGCAACGUUCCGGAUUGCUUCUCCUGAAGAAGCACGGUUGGCUGAGGUUGAGGAGGCCAUGGCGUCGUUACGUAUUGGCGAUUCGCCGGUGGAACCAGAAGGGUUUAGGGAACAAGUGGUGGAACGAGCGCAAACCAUCAUUAGGCGGUUUGCCCGAUGCCAGGACUCUAUCAUCCGACUUUAUGUGGACAUGGAGGAAGUCUGGCCUGGAUUGCCGAAUGUCUUUCUCUUUGGCGAAUGGGGUGAUAAAAGGGAAGAUGCGCCUGGCCGAGCAGGGACGUCCGCUCCGAGAGAAGCAUCGCAAACCAGGCCAACGGUAAGCACGAUGCGACCUAGGCCUGUGCUAAAGAGGAGUGCCCCGACUGUAGCCGUUCAGCCUCGGGUGAGGCGACGAAAUGAACAGCUUCAAAAGGAGAAGGAGUCUGAAAAGGCAGUGGAAGAAGAGCCUAUUUCCAUUAGUGAGAACGAAGAGGACAAUGAGGAUGAGAAGUUGCGGGCCGAAGAGGAAGAACGGGCUCGUUGUCGUGCACUUGAAAGGGAGGCGGAGAAAGGGAAGGCCGAAGUAAGCGAGGAGGAGCCACGAAAGAAGAAGAACAUUUAUUCGAUCCCCGUGGAGCAGGGGGUCGAUAUCGAGCAACUCGUCAAUAAGAUUCUGGAAAGUCGGCGCGACUUGGUCACGCUGAAGGAAAUUUUGGCGGUAUCACCGAAAAUUCGAGAAGACUUUAAACAGCGGAUAACUCGUCAGAGAGUCAUGAUUGUUAAACUCGGCGAAGUCAUUCCGUCGGAGGCUAACUGGUCCCCGCCUGGGACGAAGAUGGAUUGGCGAAGUGUGUCAACCGGCCAUAUGAAGGUCCAGAUUGGACAGCAGGAAUAUUCGGCACUUGUGGAUGAUGGAGCCGAGAUGAACAUCAUUCGUGAACGCCAUGCCAUCGAAGCCGGGUUGAAGAUCAAUCAAGAUGAUUACGGGUUUUUGGUGGGAGCUAGCGGAUCAACUCCAUUCUGCGGAACAGCCAGUGACGUUCUCGUCACGAUCGGAAAAGUUAAGGUCCGUUUUUACUUUUAUGUGUUACCUAGAGUGGAACACGAGGUGCUGCUCGGAAGGGCAUUCUUAUGUCGAUCGGAAAGCAUCAUCAUUAACAAGCAUGAUGAAACCAUGUUUGUAAUACUUUGUGAUCCUGUCUGCGGUUAUUACAAAGUGUUCAAGUGUGCAAACACUGGACCCUAUUGCUCGCGGAACCGACUGAACCCGGAAUCCUAUAGCUUUCCGGAGUCAGAAAAGUUGAGAAGGGAGAAGGAAUCGCUAGGGGAGGAGCUGAAUCCUCGUGAGUUCUCGCUGACCCUGCCUGAUAUUGGGCAGGCAAUCGAUUUCGUGUCGACACAUGCGGCGAUCGAUCCGAAUGUGGUGCAAGCCUUGACGGAGAUCAUCACAGACACCGGAAGCGCAGGGACUAUGCGCCUUGUUUACUCCCCGUCGGAAGGGAAUAAGGGAGAAAGUCAGGAAUUGCCCUCCACUCGACAGGGUCUUUUUUUAGAGGACCCAGGCUUGACACCGGCACCAAACGUAAAGGCGGAUCAGGCGGAAGAGUCAGUUUCGGUUGAUGCCUUUCUAAAGGAGGAGGAGUCGCGAUUGAGUAUUAACGCUCUCGCCUACCUGACUGGUGCAGCCACUCGGCAUGGGAAGUCGAUAUGGAAUGCUCCUGCCUUUCACGAGGUACGUUCAGAACUCGUGGUGGAGGAACCUUUCAUCGAAGAGAACCUAUGGGGCGAGCAGACCGCAGAGGAAAUGAUGAGGCUGGCUUUGACCGAUGACAUCGACCUUAUGCUUGAUCCGCUAAUGAUUGAACAGGGUCAUACGCAGGCUGAUGGCGCUUUCCCGACCGUUGGAAGGAUGUCAUGUAUCAUGAACUUGUUGGUUCAUGAGGAUCGCCUGAGGUUAAUGAAUGCGGAGGAAGGAGACUAUGAGGUCAAAGAAGCGUUUAAGGAAAAGCAAUACGAAGGGGAAUAUAAGAAGAUAGGCAUGUGGUUGAAUGGGGAAUUGAAUGAAAACGAGGUUGAUCCGGUUGUGCAGGACACAAGCAAAGGAUUCGUUGUUCGUGACGGUCAUCUCUUUAAGAAGGGUGCUGAUGGUGUCCCAAAGAGGGUGGUAUGCGGAAUCUAACAACAGUUGGAUGUGAUCGCUGCGUUGCAUGAUGGGGUAGCUGACGGACAUAGAUCUACGCGGGUAACUUUGAAUAAGAUCCAACGUCU
This is a messenger RNA of Chara braunii, 3556 nucleotides long. The record is from the annotation of a GenBank genome assembly. Lineage: Eukaryota; Viridiplantae; Streptophyta; Charophyceae; Charales; Characeae.